This is a messenger RNA of Helicoverpa armigera (cotton bollworm), 573 nucleotides long. RefSeq names its product transcription initiation factor TFIID subunit 13 (gene Taf13). The record is from RefSeq and is a predicted model, not a curated record. Bases 144 to 533 code for a protein of 129 amino acids. Gene Ontology annotation, cellular component: transcription factor TFIID complex. Gene Ontology annotation, biological process: transcription by RNA polymerase II. Gene Ontology annotation, molecular function: protein heterodimerization activity. The transcript is spliced from 4 exons. Lineage: Eukaryota; Metazoa; Arthropoda; Insecta; Lepidoptera; Noctuidae.
UGAAAGUUCUGUCUGUCACAUCAUUUUUGACGUUAACUUUAACUUAUGAAAAUAUCAAAGAAAACAAAUCAAUUCAUUAAAUCUUUUCCCCAAAAUAAAUAAAAACACUUCUUGUUUGCAAGACAAUAUAUAAUCUUUUUACAAUGACGACGCCCCCUGACGCUGGAGAUUCUUAUGACCAGUUUGAUGAAGAGGAAACUGAGCAGCAGCUUGGGGCAACAGCUUCAGGUCGCAAAAGGCUGUUCAGCAAAGAAUUAAGAUGUAUGAUGUAUGGCUUUGGGGAUGACCAAAAUCCCUACACAGAAAGUGUGGAUUUCUUAGAAGAUUUAGUUAUCGAAUUUAUUACUGAAACUACUCAUAGAGCAAUGGAGGUUGGUCGAACAGGCAGAGUUCAGGUAGAAGACAUUAUAUUCUUAGUUCGUAAAGAUCAGCGCAAGUACGCGCGUGUCAAAGACUUGUUGACAAUGAAUGAAGAACUCAAGAAAGCAAGAAAAGCUUUUGAUGAAGUUAAAUAUGUUGAAGAUCAACAAUAACAUGAUGAUCGAACAAGGCUGCCAUGCUACUAAGACUGAU